AUGGCGUUCAAAAAGGUGGUUCUGAUCAACUGCCAGGGCCACCUCCUGGGCCGUCUGGCCUCUGUGGUCGCCAAGGAGAUCCUUAACGGCCAGCGCGUCGUGUGCGUGAAGUGCGAGAACAUCAACAUUUCUGGCUCUCUACACCGCAACAGGCUCAAGUAUCAGGCCUUCCUGCGCCUGAGGGUGAACUCCAACCCCAAGAGAGGACCUUUCCACUUGCGCGCCCCAUCUCGCAUUUUCUGGCGCGCCGUCCGCGGCAUGAUCCGUCACAAGACCAUCCGUGGAAAGAAGGCGCUUUCCCGCCUAGAGGUCUAUGAGGGGGUGCCCGUCAAGUACGAGAGGAAGAAGAAGCUUGUAGUGCCACAGGCCCUCCGCGCCGUGCGUCUUCGCCCCGGUCGGAACUUUUGCCGCCUUGGGGAGCUCAGCGCGUCGGUUGGCUGGUCCAAAAGCAGCCUGAUCUCCCGCCUUGAAGAUCAGCGCAAGGCCAGAUCUGCAAAGUUCUUCAAGCGCCAGCAGACCGAGGCCAAGGCCCGCGUUGCGGCCUCCAAGGAAGUCAUGAACUCCAUGCCUAAGGAAAGCGUUGCGCUAUUGCAAGAGUGUGGAUACGCAUGA
Messenger RNA from Cyclospora cayetanensis, 612 nucleotides. RefSeq names its product 60S ribosomal protein L13a-like. Bases 1 to 612 code for a protein of 203 amino acids. The record is from RefSeq and is a predicted model, not a curated record. Gene Ontology annotation, biological process: translation; negative regulation of translation. Gene Ontology annotation, molecular function: mRNA binding; structural constituent of ribosome. The transcript is spliced from 5 exons. Gene Ontology annotation, cellular component: ribosome; cytosolic large ribosomal subunit. Lineage: Eukaryota; Apicomplexa; Conoidasida; Eucoccidiorida; Eimeriidae.